AUGGACGAGAAUUACAUCCCAGAGUCCUGUUCACCUCUAGAUGACAAUGUGCCGGCAAUGCCAGUUCGGGUGGCCUUAGCGAGCUGCGUGGAGUUCAGCGCAGCCGUGCAUGCACGCUCGCGCCUGCUGUGGGAAUGGCGCCAAAAUUACGGGCGGUUGGUACGAGACCGCGAGGGGUGCCCGGACAGCUGCUAUUUUGAGAAGCGAUCCAUCCACAAGAAGCGGGCGAAGAAAGCCAAGAACCGCCUCGGUAUCCAGAGAAAGAGCAGAAAGGCAUCCCAUGAAGAAUUCAAAAUAAGCGGCUGUUGCGUCAUUGCUGCAGUCACAGGGAAACGCUCCUUAGUGGACAUCACCGGCCUCCAAGAAUACGAAGAGAGGAAUGAAGCCAAUCCCGAAGACGGCUUCGAGUGGAGCGACGUGGGUAAGGAAGAUGAGGAAUAG
This is a messenger RNA of Peronospora matthiolae, 441 nucleotides long. NCBI's taxonomy places the organism in Eukaryota, Oomycota, Peronosporomycetes, Peronosporales, Peronosporaceae. The record is from the annotation of a GenBank genome assembly.